AUGUCAAAAUAUUUUUUCAUCAAGUCGAUCAUUUUUAUGACCGAGCUCAUCUGGAAAUCGUCCGUCCAUGGUGCCAAGCGACAUUUGAUGGAUGAAAGAAUAUAUUACAAAUUGGAAGGCAAGUCCCUGAUUGGAAAUGUAACAGAGGUUAGAAAAGUGAGGGACUUCUUUGACUGUUCGUUCGUUUGCAUGAAGAAAGGCGUCCCUGCCUGUUUGUCCUUUAAUAUCGGUAGAGUCACUGAUGACGACGGCGACUAUGUGUGUGAGUUAAGCAACUCCGAAAGGUACAUGGAACCUGAAAGAAUGCAAGAACGGAUAAGUUUUGAUUACUAUGGCAUAACUACCGUGGUAAGUUAAGUUGUUUUCAUUUUAUUAAAAAGAGGGUGUAACUGGAUGAAGUUGUUUUCUUCAAAUUUCGUUUUUCCUUUCGAUAAAAACUCGAAAAAGUUUGCAAAGAACUCACGCUCGGCUGAUGUAUAAAUGUUUCAUCUGCGAGUCAAAAUACUACUUAUUCCAGCUAAGUGUAGAGGUUAAUGCGGACACCACGCGCGAGUGAUUUUUUUUUUACUUAUUUUGCCAAAAAGAGCAAAGUGAAAACAUGAAAAUGAAAAAGCUUAAAUGGGUUAAACUUACAGCUGUUACAUGACAACAAUUUUUUAGAAAAAUUCACAUUUGACCUGAAAAUCUUUUUUUGCACAAUUUUGGGAUCUUGAACGGCCUAUUCUCGAAAAGGUAAACGGAAACGUCAUUAUUUCUUUUCUGUAGAUGCUUUACAGCCUUCUGCCAACAUGUGACCUUAUAGCUUGUAAUCAUGGAGGAAAUUGCAUUCAAGGUCAGCGGUUGGGUAAAAUUACGUGUCAAUGCCUUCCUGAAGUUACUGUGUUGCCAUUCAUUGACGAUAAGUGUAAUGUUGGUAAGCAUAACUUUGAUCAUUAAGGAAGAUUUUUCCACUAUAGUUUGAGGCUAGAAGUACCAGAUUAGUAGGAAAAGACGUUUUCGAAUAAUUCUGAAGAGAAUCGAAAAUUGGUCUGCGGUGCUAAAAUUUGCAGAGAAUUAAUGGCGCAAUUUUGAAUCCUAACAAAAAUUUAUGUUACUGUCUCUCUUUCCAAAGAUACGAAUGCCAUGACGCAGCUCGAGGCCGUGAAAGGCGUUUUUCAUGCCCAAGUGGGCAGAUAUACCUUGACAUUUUACGACGCCCAACGUCUCUGUGCACUACUCGGGGCAACCUUGGCUACACACGACCAGUUAUACACUGCCUGGGAAGCUGGCCUCCAAAAAUGCGCGUGAGUAGUACUUUAUUCCUCUGUGUUUGCGACUUACUUGUCGUCUCCAUCAUACAUUUGCUCUAAGGUGUCCAGAUCUAUAAAGGAAGUAAUUUUUUUCGAACUGCUUAGAGUAAGGUAGCAUGUUAUCCACUCAGCACAUUGGCAAACGCACACCAGAGCUGAUAAUUUUUUGAUAACGCAAAACUAUUCUUUAGAGACACAGACUCGCUGACAUAUGAAAUUGAAACUGAGGAUGUUUAUCAGGAUUUUUGGAAUGAUAAGGAUAAAUUUGACAAUAGCGACUAUCCUGAAAAUUAUCCAUAUUCUGAUAAAACAAACAAAAAAAGUUAUAGGGAAGCUCAAAGAUGAGACUUCUAGUAUGGCAAUUACUCAUGAUCAAUUCGUCAGAUUAAGAUAAAAAAUGUACUCCCAUAAAAAAGGUAACGACAAAAGUGAAAGAACAGCUAAAGGGAUGAAAAAAAAAAGUCAUAAAGACGUCAAACAUGAAGGCCUAAAAAAUGUAUCAUUCAACAACAAACGAGUGCAUCGUAAAUGAAAACCAUCAAGAGCAACAAUCAUCAACUUGGAGUUUGAGAUCAACAAGGAAUCAGCGUCCUGCUUUGAUGAUAAACGCUACAUCCAUGACAAUAAUAUAACAAGCUAUGCAUACGGCCAUUAAAAAUAAGAAAAACCCAAGUGUUACGCUGCACCUGUGGCGAAAUCACAAGUGUCAUAAGCACAGUCCAAGAGACUGGAACAAAGAAUUCCAAUUCAGCUAAGCCCAAAACAAACUUAAUAUUGUAAUCCUUUUACAUUUUUUUCUUCCUGACUGUUGGUUGGUGAAGGUAUCUAAACUUUCUAGGUAAAUUUAAUUCAAAAAGUAGCCCAAAAAUUUUUAAAUACAAUCCCCUCUUCUAUCACAUGAUAACCUUAAGACUGAUAUCCUCGGGAAAGUCCCUGUUGUAUUACAUCAUAGAUUUCCUGCGUUUCUGAGAGUAUCAAAAUGGAAAAUUGCUGUGAGAUCAUAUCACAAGUCUCCUAUAGUAUUCCAGUGCUUUGAUAUUGUAAAAUGAUAUUACCAAAUGAUUCCAUGAAAUAAUUCCAUAAGAUGAUUUUGUUAAAUAAUCUCCAUAAUAUGGAAAAGUCUAUCACUAUGUGAUCUCGUACUGUCAACUCCUAUUUUACUCAUAUCCUUUGGUACGUCCAUUUGUUGCUCACCUUCUGGUGAAAUUCCCAUCGUUAACUGGACGGAUGAACAAUUAUUUUUCACAGCAAAACGUUAUGGUUUGUACUCGUGAUUGGCUAUUCCGCAGGAGUAUUAUUCAGUCUUAAUCCUUUCAGCACCUAUGAAAUGUAUGAAAUCGAUUAACCGGUCAUUUCAUUUAUUCAUUUUUACCAUUUUUAUUUUAAAUUUAUCCAUUUAUUUAUCUACCUACUAAAUCAUCAAAUUUAUUUUUCUAGUUGUUAGUUGCCGCAUCUUCUGCGUGUUAGUUUACAUCCUUGGACAAUUAAAUUCAUUUAUGGUCACUCGUUUCUUCUUCAGGUACGGUUGGUUAGCUGAUACCACUCGUCGCUACCCAAUGCAAACGAGCAAACCUGGUUGUCGAGGUCGUAUCGGUAUUAUUGGAUCGCCCACUCCUCAAGAUAAGUCCACAACAUCUAAUGCUUGGUGUUAUAAAUAG
This is a messenger RNA of Pocillopora meandrina, 2947 nucleotides long. The record is from the annotation of a GenBank genome assembly. NCBI's taxonomy places the organism in Eukaryota, Metazoa, Cnidaria, Anthozoa, Scleractinia, Pocilloporidae.